AUGGCUUCGAAAACAAACAAACGAGAUACUAAAGGCAAAGGAAAGAAGUCUGCGUUGCUGCAUCAGCCGAGGCGAAAGGCUAGCCAGAAGUUUGAGGAUGAUGGUACACAGAUGGAAGGAAUGCCGAAGUCACAGAUGCAGACCAAGGUAGUUUCAGUCCACAAGACAGUUUCCCAGGUACUUUUUUAAAUUUUAAAUUUGAUGUUGUAAUUCUACUUUAUAUUAAUUUGUGUUUUUUAGGACAACGAAAAUUUUCGGAAUGCAUUGCGAGAGUUCUGCAUGAACGCUAUCAAUAUAGGAGCGGCAAAACUGGGAAGUGAUUUUGCGGCCACCCGGCUGGCUAUGCCGAAAAACCUACCAAAAACGGCCUUUCUCGCUAAUCCUACAAAAAAUAGAUACAAGGACGUCUUCUGUUUGGAUAAUAGUAUUGUUAAGCUUACCUGGCCGCCUGACGAUCCCAACGAUUAUAUUCACGCCAACUAUGUUCCGAUUGAAGGUAAGACUGUAUAUUUGAACAAAACUUUGCAUAUGUGUGUAUUAUAGUAGUAAAGAUGCGUCUUAUGGGUACAUAAAAUUUGGUGGUCUAUAAAAUUAUUCAGAUUUCAAUAAAAGAUGAUAAUAUAUUUAUCUAUAUCAGGUCGCAAAAAGUAUAUAUGUACCCAAGGCCCAACCGAAAAGACCGUGAAUGACUUUUGGAGAAUGAUAUGGCAAGAGAAGUGUCAAGGGAUUCUGAUGCUGACUGAAGUGAUGGAGCUGGGGAAGAAGAAGUGCGAGCAGUAUUGGCCACAAAAGGCAGGGGAAGAAGUUGAAUAUGGCCCGGUCAAAGUAAAAGCCGUGAAGCUUCUGAAUCCAGAAGAGAACUUCCACAGUACCUGGUUAGAAGUGUCAGCUGAAGGCUCCAGCAUCACCGUAGAGCAUAUGUUGUGGAAGAAGUGGCCAGACCGUGGAGUACCAAAGGAAUACAUGUGUUGUUUUAGGAUGAUCAAGAAGAUGGCACAGUUCAUGCCAGUAGUAGUACACUGUUCUGCUGGAAUUGGUCGUACUGGUACCAUAGUUGGUCUGGAGAUCAUGUUGUGUAGGCUACAAAAGGGGGAGACGUGUACGAUGGCAGAUAUUGUAGCAGAGUUGAGGCAGCAUAGACACGGGUCGGUACAAACAAUGUAUCAGGUACGUUUAUUAGUGAUAAAUUUGAUGUAGGUGAAGGUUGCUUAGAAUGGUAAUAAGAGAUGAAUGUUUCAGUACCUUUACAUGCAUCGUGUCAUGAUGGAGUUUGCCAUAAACAAAAAGGCCGUCACAAGAGAAGAGAUGAAAAGAUUCUUUGCCGAUUACGAGAAGAUCGUCAACAAGCAAGGAGCCAGCUGA
Bursaphelenchus okinawaensis is the source of this 1362-nucleotide messenger RNA. NCBI's taxonomy places the organism in Eukaryota, Metazoa, Nematoda, Chromadorea, Rhabditida, Aphelenchoididae. The record is from the annotation of a GenBank genome assembly.